Messenger RNA from Psilocybe cubensis, 255 nucleotides. RefSeq lists its product as uncharacterized. The coding region runs from base 1 to 255 and encodes 84 amino acids. NCBI's taxonomy places the organism in Eukaryota, Fungi, Basidiomycota, Agaricomycetes, Agaricales, Agrocybaceae. The record is from RefSeq and is a predicted model, not a curated record. The transcript is spliced from 2 exons.
AUGCGAUUCCUUCAACUUUUUGCACUAUCUGGUAUCGGACUUCUCCCCAUUGCAUCCGCGGGUCCAAUUGCGUAUGGAAUAUGCCAGACAGGGUGCAACACUGUCGCAGUUGCUUGCUAUGCAGCUGCAGGCCUAACAUUUGGAACAGUAGUGGCCGCUCCUGCGGCUCCAGCCGCCGCUAUCGCAUAUAACGCCGCCCUCGGUACCUGUUCCGCUGCUUGCGCGACAGUGGCGCUUUUAGCGCCCACCCCUUGA